Leishmania mexicana MHOM/GT/2001/U1103 is the source of this 828-nucleotide messenger RNA. Its product is annotated as putative vesicle-associated membrane protein. Bases 1 to 828 code for a protein of 275 amino acids. The transcript has a single exon. Gene Ontology annotation, biological process: vesicle fusion; vesicle-mediated transport; intracellular protein transport. Gene Ontology annotation, molecular function: SNARE binding; SNAP receptor activity. The record is from RefSeq and is a predicted model, not a curated record. Gene Ontology annotation, cellular component: membrane; SNARE complex; endomembrane system. NCBI's taxonomy places the organism in Eukaryota, Euglenozoa, Kinetoplastea, Trypanosomatida, Trypanosomatidae.
AUGGAACUGAAAGUCAGGGACCGCUCCGCCGAGUUUUCUGAGCGGCGCGCCGCCGUGCGCACAAGGCGCGAUCGUUCUGAAUCUGCCGUACCAGAGCAGCCAACGGAGCAGCUUUUUAUAGUUCCGCUUUGGAGCAGGCUUCCAUCUGACUUCGCGGAAAACGCACUCGCUCUCUCACAUCAAAUUGACCAGCUCCGUUCGAUGCACCUCCUCUUCCUGAAGCCGAAGCUCCGCAGCAAGGGUGAGGAAGACGAGCUGCAAGCUUCGAUUGAUAAGCAGGCAGUCGAGAUUCAGGCCUUUCUAAAGAUGUUGGAGCACACUAUUAUUCUCGGCACCCAGCUCAAAAGCACGUACUCUGAAGAAGAAGCACGCAUCGUCAAGAACGUUCAGACGCACCUGACAGCUCGCUUCAAGGAGCUUGCUCUACAAUUUAAGUCUGCUCAGGAAUUAUUUGGAACUGAGCUGCACCGGCGAGAGCAGAAAUCUAGCAAGUACAUGAAGAUUGGAAGCGAUGCUGCCUACGAAGCAGUCCAGCAAGAGGAACGAACUGUCCAAUUUCUCGAAAUGGGCUUCACAGAGCAGGACGCACAGUCUCUCCUGAUCGAGGAUAUGCAACGAGAUCGAACAAGCAAAGAGAUCAAGGAUAUCCUUGACAGCAUACAAGAGAUUCACCGCAUGUUCGAGGAUCUUCACAGCAUGGUAGUCGAUCAGGGGACAAUGCUGGACAGGAUCGAUUACAAUGUAGACAAAGCAUUGGUGAGCGCAUCGAAAGCACAGAUCGAACUGGAAAAAGCUCGCGAGAAUCAGAGCAGCUGCAUCCUUAUGUGA